CUUCCCCGGGAAUGUUUUCCUCGAGAUGUCAGCCUGCAAGGGACACAAGCUCUCUUCCUCAAAUUCCUGCCCAAAAUGUCCUUCCCCAACAGCUCUCCUGCCGCUAAUACUUUUUUAGUAGACUCUCUCAUCAGUGCGUGCAGGAGUGACAGUUUCUACUCCAACAGCGCCAGCAUGUAUAUGCCACCUAGCACAGACAUUGGGACUUAUGGGAUGCAAACCUGUGGACUCCUACCGUCUCUGGCUAAAAGAGAAGUUAAUCACCAAAAUAUGGGUAUGAAUGUACAUCCUUAUAUACCUCAAGUAGACAGUUGGACAGACCCGAACAGAUCUUGUCGAAUAGAGCAACCUGUUACACAGCAGGUCCCCACUUGUUCCUUCACUACAAAUAUUAAAGAAGAAAGCAAUUGCUGCAUGUAUUCCGAUAAGAGAACCAAACUCAUUUCUUCAGACGUCCCUUCCUACCAGAGGCUGGUGUCUGAAUCAUGCCCCAUUGAGAACCCCGAGGUUCCCGUCCCAGGAUAUUUUAGACUGAGCCAGACCUACGCCACUGGGAAAACCCAAGAGUACAAUAAUAGCCCCGAAACGAGUUCAACUGUAAUGUUACAGUUAAACCCUCGCGGCAGCUCCAAACCGCAGAUAUCUUCUCAACUUCAGAUGGAAAAGAAAAUGAAUGAAAACCCGAACAACCAAGACAGCGCAGCUAAAGUCUCUCAAGUGGAAAGUCCCGAGCCCAAGUCCACGUUGCAAGACGAGAGGAGCUGCCUGCCCGAAGGCUCCGUGUCCAGCCCAGAAGUCCAGGAGAAGGAGAGUAAAGAGGAAAUCAAGUCUGAUACUCCAACAAGCAAUUGGCUAACUGCAAAGAGUGGCAGAAAGAAGAGGUGUCCUUACACUAAGCACCAAACACUGGAAUUAGAGAAAGAGUUCUUAUUCAAUAUGUAUCUCACUCGAGAGCGCCGCCUAGAGAUCAGUAAGAGCGUAAACCUCACUGACAGGCAGGUCAAGAUUUGGUUUCAAAACCGCAGAAUGAAGCUCAAGAAGAUGAGCAGGGAGAACCGAAUCCGAGAACUGACCGCUAAUCUGACCUUCUCUUAAAGCCUAACCCUGGGGGUGGAAACAGUGAGAAAUGGGCACAGCACCACCAGUUGCUAAAUGCAGGAGAGACUCUGGCAGAACCCGUCAUUUUCCUUUUUUUUUUUUUUCCUUUUUUUUUUUUUUUUUCUGGUAGAAUGUGACUCUUCGUCCUUCUUUUAGCGCUGCAAGUGAAUAUGUAUUACUAUGACGAGUAUAUAUAAAACCUAGCACGUGUAAUUUAUUUUUGUUCUCAUCGUAAUGCAGGGUAACUAUUAUUGAAUAUUAUCAUUUGGUCUUAACUUAUUGGAACUGUCGAACAUCCAAGCAAUGUGACUUUUUCAUGUUUUUACUAACAAAAUGGUAUUUAUGUGGGGCUGUUACACGGGCCAUAACAUUUUGAGUACAUUCAAUACUUUAAGAAAAAGGGGGGAAAAACUUUGGGGGCGGGGGGAAAGAGAAGCACAUUAUAAUGUAACUAUCCUCGCAAAUGAACUUAGAGAUUGUCCUUCGUAAAAUGGAAUAUUUCAUUCUUCUCCAUUGUAGACAUUUUCUUGUGGUGCAUAUGUGGAAUAGUAGUCGUUCAGCAGCAAUAUGUCCUUCUUGUGCAUGUUCUGUUCGCAUGUAUAAUGCAAUAAACUCUGUAAACUACUGCGGUUCCUUUGGUUUUCUACAAACGUUUGAAGUACGGCUGCAGGUUGGUUUCCUGAUUUUUCCUUAUCAGCAGCUCUUUGGACUGAUGUACAUUCUUGCCUUCUUGUCCAUUUUCUGGUCUUUGUGUGUGUCUGCCUGCUUUUCUUUCUUUCUUUUCUU
This is a messenger RNA of Cygnus olor (mute swan), 1884 nucleotides long. It is a transcript of the gene HOXD10, whose product is annotated as homeobox D10. Gene Ontology annotation, biological process: regulation of transcription by RNA polymerase II. Lineage: Eukaryota; Metazoa; Chordata; Aves; Anseriformes; Anatidae. The transcript is spliced from 2 exons. Gene Ontology annotation, molecular function: RNA polymerase II cis-regulatory region sequence-specific DNA binding; DNA-binding transcription factor activity, RNA polymerase II-specific. The record is from RefSeq and is a predicted model, not a curated record. Gene Ontology annotation, cellular component: nucleus. Bases 76 to 1095 code for a protein of 339 amino acids.